CUGCAAGACUGCAACCUUUCUCUUCCGUCGAUCCAAUCUCUACAACGAACUAUCUCUUUGAUCUCUAGCUGUCAAUCUGAAUGGCUAACAGGCAUACAAUUAUUUUGAUGCAGACAUCUCCAAACAGAGCAACUAGAACAUUUAUGGACUAUGAAUCAAUAAGUCAGGCAAUGGAUGGUAUUUGUGCACUAUAUGAAAGGAAGCUUAAGGAGCUCAAUCCAGCCAUCAGAAACAUCACGUAUGACAUUGCAGAUCUCUACAAUUUCAUUGAUGGCCUUGCAGAUUUGAGUGCACUAGUCUAUGAUCACUCCAUUCAGGCUUAUCUUCCAUACGAUCGACAGUGGAUUAAGCAGCGCACCUUUCAUCACCUCAAGAAAUUGGCGACACAUUAAAAAUUAUGUUGUAAGCUACAACCCAGUCUUAGUUGCUGGUUUUAUUAUUUAUAAACCAUGCAGAAUACAAGAAGAAGCAAGUAAAAGAGAAGUACAAAGUUGGAGCUCAGUCUUGUGUGCCUUUAGUUAUGCUGUUGAAGUAUGAAUACGAACAAGAUAUUAGGUUCAGUUCCAUUUGGGUGCAGAUAUACUGGCCUUGAAUGGCGCUUCUGAUUUGAUUUGAGAUAAAUUACAUCAGGGUGACAGUUAUUGGUUCAUGAGCGAUGCAGUAUCAUGCAGUCAUACUCUUUGUUUGUACCGAGCUUGCUUACUUGGAAGUGGGUGUGAGAAAGGAUGUUUCUGUAGUGAUAUACUGGUGUGUAGCUUGAUUUUGGAAUCAAUAUAAUGGUUAUUAUGAUUUGUUAAGUUGGUAU
Telopea speciosissima is the source of this 805-nucleotide messenger RNA. Its product is annotated as enhancer of rudimentary homolog. The coding region runs from base 81 to 392 and encodes 103 amino acids. The record is from RefSeq and is a predicted model, not a curated record. NCBI's taxonomy places the organism in Eukaryota, Viridiplantae, Streptophyta, Magnoliopsida, Proteales, Proteaceae. The transcript is spliced from 4 exons.